Oryza sativa Japonica Group (Japanese rice) is the source of this 2978-nucleotide messenger RNA. RefSeq names its product helicase sen1. Lineage: Eukaryota; Viridiplantae; Streptophyta; Magnoliopsida; Poales; Poaceae. Gene Ontology annotation, molecular function: helicase activity. The record is from RefSeq and is a predicted model, not a curated record.
AUGGUGAAGAAAGGUGGUAGAGCCAGGGAGGGGAACAAGAAACCGGACGACGACGAUCUCGUCAACACCAUCUUCUCCUGGACCCUGGAAGAUGUCAUGAACCAGAACCUCUUCGCCGACAAGGUGAACGCCAUACCUGACAGGUUCUCCGGUCUGAAGAGCUACCUGGAUUCGUUCAGGGCCCUGUUGCUGGAAGAGAUACGAGCGGAGAUGAGCUCUAACCUGGAGACGUUGCCGAACAACAGCUCGUCGACCAAACACAUACAAUCCCUAGUUCGUGUACCUACGGGCUUGCGACAAUGCCCGCUGUAUCGCGUCACCAUUUCCGACCAACGUGGAGCUUGCGCUCCAUGCAUCGGUGACAUCGUCGUGCUCACGGAUACCGUGCCGCGACGGCCGUCCGACCUCGCGAGCAACGGCCGCUCCUGCUGCCUCGCACACGUCAAGGAUGUCGUCAACAGACGUACCUUCCUUAUCAGAGCGGCCAAGAAAAUAGGAGAUGCAGACUCGUAUGCUUUCGCCGCUAGUUUGCUCGCCUUUAUACCCUACGCCCGCAUCUGGCGAUGUCUUGACUACGAUUACGCGCUCAAGAUAAAUCCUCCCCUUGUCAUGGCCGUCGCCGGCGUCGCACUAACCACUUCGUUGGCGGGAUCGUCGUCUUUUCACCGGGCGAAUGGUGGCACCGACGAGAUAACCAGUAGGCUGCCUGCGUUCGGGCUGAACGACUCGCAGGCCGGUGCGAUACAGAGCUGCGUCUCGGCGGUGCAGGGCAACGGCGCGAGCACCACCAGCGGCCGGUUCAGCCUCAUCUGGGGGCCUCCCGGCACGGGCAAAACCAAGACCAUCAGCGUGCUGCUGCUGAUGCUGAUGACGACGGCGACGAGCCAGAGCAGAUACCGUGUCCUGACGUGCGCGCCGACCAACACCGCGAUCAGCCAGGUCGCGUCACGGCUCCUUGCUCUGAGCAAGCAGCAUUCCGCCGCUGCCGCCGGCGGACUGUGCCACGGCGACCUUCUGCUGUUUGGCAACAAGGACAGGAUGGGCAUUGACGGUGAUCUGAAGGAGGUCUUCCUGGACAAUCGUGUUAAGAUUCUCCAGAAGUGUUUCUCGCCGGAGUCGGGUUGGAGGCAUGGCCUGAGUUCAUUACAAGUUUUUCUGAGCUUUCCGUUAGCUCUCAGAUGUCAGUACAUCCAAGCCUGCAUUGCAUUAAAAGAUGGGACAGCAUUACCGGAGUCGUCAUUUGUCAGGUCAAGGUUUCAUGACAUUUGCCAGAAGCUUAGCAGAUGUUUUCAGACAAUCUUGUCUCACGUCCCCAAGUCUGUGAUUCUUGAGAAAAAUUACAACAACAUUAUUUUGCUCACAACGAUGCUGGAGAACUUCAGAAAGUUGCUUAGUAAGAAUAGUGCAGCAGGGGAUGAAGUGCUCGUUGGCAUCUUUAUGAAAGAAAAGAAGCCUGAUGGUUCAGAUGGUGGAGUGGUACAUUCAGAUUUGGUUCGAAAUCUUCGGCAGAGCAUGACACAAAUUCUUGGCGUCAUCAGUACUCUUCUGCGAGGGUUGCAGCUUCCUGCAACAACCUCUCCUUUCAAGAUCAAGAAAUUCUGCCUACGAAGCGCCUCUCUUAUUUUCUGCACCGUAUCGGGCUCUGCAAAGCUGUACGAGCAGAAAAUGGAUUUGCUUCUCAUCGACGAGGCAGCACAGUUGAAGGAAUGCGAAUCCCUCAUCCCGUUGCAAGUCUCUGGCUUGAAGCAUGCUGUUCUUAUUGGCGAUGAGUGCCAACUGCCUGCUACUGUGAAAAGCAAGGCUGCAGAUGGUGCCUUACUGGGAAGGAGCCUGUUUGAAAGGUUAACUCUACUGGGACACCAGAAGCACCUUCUGAACAUGCAGUACAGGAUGCACCCUUCCAUUAGCAUCUUCCCAAACUUCAGUUUCUACGACAAGAAAAUCCUGGAUGGGCCGAAUGUCACACACGUGAGGCACGAGCGUAGCUUCCUUCAAGGGGCCAUGUUUGGGCCGUAUUCCUUUAUCAACAUUGAGAAUGGUAGAGAGGAUCCUGGCCGCAACAAGAGAAACAUGGCAGAGGUGGCUGCCAUCAAGAAAAUACUGCAUAAUCUAUGCAAAGCUUGCGUCGGUACAGGGGAAGGGGUUAGCGUAGGCAUCAUAUGCCCGUAUGCCGCCCAGGUGGAGGCGAUCCAGAGCGGGAUAGAUGCGAACGCUGUUCGCCCGCUAGACGUGCGCGUCAACUCCGUCGACGGUUUCCAAGGCAGCGAGGAGGACAUCAUCAUCCUGUCCACCGUCAGGCAUUGCCUCUGGAUCCUGGGCGACGCGGCGACGUUGCUCGGCAGCGGCUCCGUCUGGGGGGAGCUGGUCCGGGACGCCGUGGAUCGCCGGUGCUUCUACGACUGGGACGACGGCGGCGCUGGUUUGCUCGGCGUUGCUCGGCGCGGACACGAGGACGAGCUGGACGAUGCGGUCGAGUUCGCUACGGCGUUUGACACGUUCGCAGACGAAGCGGGGUGCAGAGACGAUAUCUGCGACGCGCUAGGCUCCCUGAAACUAGCUUAGAUUGUGUGGAUUUUGGGGGAUCUUUUGGUCGGAAUUGAUGCGUAGAAUUGAGAGUUGAGACCACAUUUACGCCUAACGGCAGCUUGAAAACUUGUUACUACUACAUGCUGUAUAUUCAAAUUCAUCUGCCUUAUUCCCUUCCAAAAAAAAAUAAUAAUCAUCUGCCUUGAGGGCAAAAAAACGUGAUGUCUACAUGUGCUUUGCUGCUGAUUCGGUUUCUCUUCACAAGAUUAUGAUCAUCUUUUGUCGAAAACACUAAACGGAAGAAAAGGAGAAGAUUCCAGUUGGGAUCCACUUGCCAACUUUUGUUGAUACUUUUGUGAACUUAGUACCAUCAUUUUCUUGUACAAUCGUACUAAAGUAGAUUUUCAGCAUGGUGCUUUUGGGUUCGGAGAUUAUGAUGCUAACUUAACAAC